UACAAGAGAUCUUCCCAUUUUAUUACAUGUAGGAUUUGAAGGUGGCCUUGGAGCAGUUUGUAUUUCUCAACUUCACUGGGUUGUCAGAACAUCAUGGCUCAGAGGUUACUGAGGGGAUUGGUUUUAUUUCACAAAUUUUCUUUGCUGAAAAAGCCAGUGUAUUAUGGACUCAACAAGGCAGAUUUCAGCCUUCAGAGUAGGGAUGAACAGCUUGACUGUCUGGUUAAUGCAUUUCGUGACAUAGCAGGGUCCGAGAAUGUUUCCGUGGCAAUGGCAGUUCGAGAGCAGCAUGGGAAGGAUGAAUCAUUGCAUAGGUGCAAGCCUCCAGAUGUGGUUGUUUGGCCACAGAAUGUGGAACACGUGAGUCAGAUGGCCCAACUCUGCUAUGGUAAUGAUAUUCCAAUCAUUCCUUUUGGCGCUGGUACAGGAUUGGAGGGAGGUGUUGGUGCACCAAAGGGAGGUGUAUGCUUUGACCUCAUGAAAAUGGACAAGAUACUGAAUCUGAAUGGUGAAGACUUUGAUGUCACAGUUGAAGCUGGAGUAACGAGGAAGGCUCUCAACAACUACCUGCGUGAUACUGGCCUCUGGUUUCCUGUUGAUCCAGGUGCAGAUGCCUCAUUGUGUGGAAUGGCUGCUACAAGUGCUUCAGGGACAAAUGCUGUGCGCUAUGGGACUAUGCGGGAAAAUGUGAUCAAUCUGGAAGUGGUCCUGGCAGAUGGAAGGGUACUGCAGACAGCAGGAAAGGAUAGACGUACGAGGAAGACAUCUGCAGGCUAUAACCUGACUAACCUGUUUGUGGGCUCUGAAGGAACUCUGGGAAUUAUCACCAAGACAACUCUGCGUCUCUAUAGCAUCCCAGAAACCAUGGUGUCCGCUGUCUGUUCCUUUCCUUCAGUCCAGGCAGCAGUGGACAGUACUGUGCAGAUACUACAAAGUGGCAUUCCCAUUGCCAGGAUAGAAUUCCUUGAUGAUGUCAUGAUGAACGCAUGCAACAGGUUCAGUAAGCUGGAAUACCCUGUUUCCCCAACAUUGUUCCUGGAAUUCCAUGGCACCAGAUCUAGCUUGGAUGAGCAAGUCAGUGUAACAGAGGAAAUAACAAAGGGAAAUGGUGGCUCAGAGUACACGUGGGCCAUGGAUCCUGAAACUCGGAACAAGCUUUGGAGAGCACGACAUGAGUCAUGGUAUGCAGCACUGGCACUUCGACCUGGAUCCAUGGCAUACUGCACAGAUGUGUGUGUUCCAGUCUCCAGGCUACCAGAAGUUGUUCUUGAAACUAAGGAAGAUCUAAAUCGGUCUCGACUCAUAGGACCUAUAGCUGGCCAUGUUGGAGAUGGUAACUUUCACUGUAUGGUUCUUGUGAAUCCGAAUGAUCCAGAUGAACAACAAAGAGUGAAGGAGUUCUGUUAUCGUCUUGGCAGGAGGGCUUUGGCUAUGGACGGUACCUGCACAGGAGAGCAUGGAAUCGGGCUGGGGAAGAGGGCACUGCUUUUAGAAGAGUUUGGCAGCAUCGGUAUUGACGUGAUGAAACAAAUCAAACUUACACUUGACCCUAAAAACAUUAUGAACCCUGGAAAAGUUAUAUAAAGUGGUAGUGCAGAGGAGUAAUUAUUUAUGGAUAGCUGUUGUAAGGUCCACGUCUGAAGAUAGUUUGUUACAUUACUCCUGCAGUUGACAUACACAAGUAUAUGAGUUGUUGAAAUAUUUAUUUAUGGAUUAAAAGACAGUGUCAUAUGUCUGCAUUGCUCUACCAUCCCAUACCACUUGAUUUAUGUCAGAUAAUCACAGCUGCAGUAGUUUACUAACUUUAUGGUAUGCAGUGUGCCCGCUAUUACAUUUAAUGUUUAAGGAAUUACUUCAAUUUUUUUUUUUUACUCUUUAAUUUACAACAGUGAACAAACAUGGACUGCACUGUUUUACCCUUUUAAGUGGUUUAAAAAUGUUGAAAUUGCCAAAAAAAAAAAAUAUAUAUAUAUAUAUAUAUAUAUAUAUAUAUAUAUAUAUAUAUAUAUAUAUAUAUAUAUAAAUCUAGGUCAUAGGAAUUUAUUAUCUUAACAGUACAUCUGAAGUGGAUAAUUGAAUGACACAUCUGGAAAAUUGCAGAAAACACUACAAAUAUGCUUAGAUUUGAACUAGGGCCUAAAAAGAAGACUUUUUAAAGUGCAGUACAUUGAUCACCAAAAGCAAUUCUGUUGGGAAUAUCAAUUUGUAGAGGAUGCAAAUGUGUUUCUUUUCUGUAAGAUUUACAACUAUAGGAACUACAUGCCUGAUGCAUCUGUGAAUCAAAAAAAGAUCUCAUUAAAAUAGAAAUCAAAAUAAACAAACCAGAAAUUA
Messenger RNA from Protopterus annectens (West African lungfish), 2331 nucleotides. It is a transcript of the gene LDHD, whose product is annotated as lactate dehydrogenase D. The coding region runs from base 94 to 1584 and encodes 496 amino acids. Gene Ontology annotation, molecular function: FAD binding; D-lactate dehydrogenase (NAD+) activity; D-lactate dehydrogenase (cytochrome) activity. The transcript is spliced from 11 exons. The record is from RefSeq and is a predicted model, not a curated record. Gene Ontology annotation, biological process: lactate catabolic process. NCBI's taxonomy places the organism in Eukaryota, Metazoa, Chordata, Ceratodontiformes, Protopteridae. Gene Ontology annotation, cellular component: mitochondrion.